UUUGUGAGCAAUAAGCCAUUCGCAGUUGCCCAGGAGUUGGUGCGAGAGAUAGAAAUUUCUCAUUGGGGAAAUGUUCAGAUCACAGAGCAUUACAACCUUGUCAAUGCUGGUGCAACAAGCAUUGGGGAGUUCUCAAGGCUAGAGUACCAGGCCCGGCCACAUCUCAGAGGUGCAUCAUCAUUUAGACAUCUUGUUGCCAAAUUGCCUCCAAGAGCCCAUUCCAUUUACUACAGAGAUGAAAUUGGCAACAUAUCAACAUCUAAUAUAUGGGGUGACUCGUCAAAGACAUUACUAGAAAUUGAACCUAGGUAUCCAAUGUUUGGUGGCUGGAGAACUUCUUUUACCAUCGGCUAUGGGCUUCCCCUUAAGGACUAUUUGUUCCGUGCAGAGGGAAAACGUUUCCUAAAUAUAUCUUUCGGUUGCCCAAUGGAUGAGGUGGUAGUUGACAACCUCGUUGUGAAGGUUAUUCUUCCAGAAGGUUCAAAAGAUAUUUCUGUCUCGGUUCCUUUUUCUGUCAAAGAGUCAAGAGAGACGAAAUUUUCCCAUUUGGAUAUGAUUGGCAGACCAGUAGUUGCUUUGGAAAAAACCAAUGCUGUGCCUGAGCAUAACCAAUAUUUCCAGGUCUAUUACAGGUUCAGCAAUCUGUCACUGCUCAGGGAACCAAUGAUGUUAAUUUCUGGAUUUUUCUUCUUAUUCGUUGCAUGUAUCGUAUAUAUGCAUGCAGACUUGACAAUCUCGAAGUCCUCUCCUUCUUAUCUUGCAAAACUGCAGUGGGAUGAGGUACAGAGUGCUCUUCAGCAGAUCCAGAGCAUAAUGAACCAUUGUUUGGGUAUUCACGAUAAACUUGAAGCAUCAUUGCGAGAUCUAUCAAGGACCGGUGAUGUGCAAGCAUGCAAAGCUGCUCGUAAAUCAGCUGAUAAUAUGUUGAAGGAGCUUUCAAAGGAUUUGAAGCCUUUACUCUCAUUUUUGCAGUCUUCUCCACUGGCUGCUUCAUUAUAUUCCAAGGUCGAGGAGCUGGUUGCAAAGGAGAAAGAGCUGCAAGAGAAGCUUAUAGUGAAACACACCACAGUUACAGAUAGUUAUGAAAAGAAGUCUGGUGGGAGGGACAUUGAGAACCGUAUUGCACCAAUCCAGCAAAAGAUCACAGCCUUGAGACAGGAAGUUGAUGAUCUUCUGGAAGUAAUUGAUGAGAUAUAA
This is a messenger RNA of Nicotiana tabacum (common tobacco), 1197 nucleotides long. The record is from RefSeq and is a predicted model, not a curated record. Lineage: Eukaryota; Viridiplantae; Streptophyta; Magnoliopsida; Solanales; Solanaceae.